Funneliformis mosseae is the source of this 1149-nucleotide messenger RNA. NCBI's taxonomy places the organism in Eukaryota, Fungi, Glomeromycota, Glomeromycetes, Glomerales, Glomeraceae. The record is from the annotation of a GenBank genome assembly.
AUGGAUCUAGUUCAAGAUAUCCCCACCGAAUAUUUCUAUCCAAAUUUCAAUCAAAAAGAUCUUACACCUGAAGUUGGUUAUUAUCAACCUGAAACUGCUACUUUUCAACCUUCGUUUGUUGAAGAUUUUAACUUUUACCAACAACAACACUUUGAUUAUACCCCAUCUUAUGGUUCACCACAGAGUUCAUUUCAAGAAAGUUUAGAAUCCUCUCCUUCGCUUUCAGAUUAUGAACCUUCAUCUGAUGGUUAUGCAUCUUGUAUAAGUUCUGGACUUUCUUCACCAAAUCUUCCGACUGAUACGAUGUACUUUGAACAAGAGAGAAGGAAUUCUUUUGAAUACACUUCGGACUUUUCACAGAUCAAUCAAGAAACCUAUGAAAUUGAUGCACAGUUUCAACAAUUUGGCGAUUUAGCUGUUGAACCGGUUCCUUCGCUUAAACUCGACACAAACAUUCCCCCUUCAAAUGAUCAGACCUCUGCUACGGAUAAUUUUUUCUCUGAUACUACCUUUGCUCAUUGCUUAUCAGUUGAACCUCAGCCAAUGUUUAACUUGGUACCGGCAACCCCAAUCACUCCCACAAAGGCUGCUGCUAUCGCUGAUAGCCUUUACCCUUAUACAAUUCAACUUCCCCCAUUACAAUCUACUUCUGCACCUACUCCCGAUGAACAAUUAUCAACGACCAUUAGAAAAUCAGAUUCAAGUUUAUUACGUGGCAGAAACCAUUCUACGGUUUCUCAUCGGGGUCAUCGUAAAUCACUUCCAAGUGAUAUGGUAGAAAGGUUAUAUACAAUGAAUUUGGCACCUCCAAAACCUGCUCGUAAAUCUAAAGUCGCUGCACCUUUUGCUUGUCCUUACGAGGAUUGUCCAAAAACUUUUACUCGUCAGUAUAACCUUAAAAGUCAUUUACGUACUCAUACCGACGAAAGACCUUUUCUUUGUGGUUAUCAAGGUUGUAUGCGAGCAUUCGCUAGACAACAUGAUCGAAAGCGUCAUUAUAAUUUACAUUUGGGUUUUAAGCCUCACGUUUGUAGCCAUUGUGGGCGUGCUUUUGCUAGAUUAGAUGCUUUGAAUCGUCAUCUUCGUUCAGAUGGUGGUGCUCCUUGUGCUCAAGCAACUCUUCCAAAUGCUGGUGCAAAAAAAAUUUAA